CUGCUGCAGCGGCUGAGGGGGGACGGACACACACACACUCGGCCGGGCACAGUCCCUCACAUGCACACACACACAUAUGCGCACACCUCUUCAUUUUCUCCAGCAUCUACACAGUCACAGCCGGGGAGAGGAAGCAGGAGCCGGGUUGCUGCAGACGGUUUGAACCACCUCCUGACAACAGACAGCAGUUGAGAUUAAAUCCUCACUGUGUGGACCCCGCCUUCCGUCACUACGCUGACCGCCCUGAUCGUGUCGUUGAAUCUGGACAAAAGGUUUUCAUCGUGACACACCAGACCAUGGACAGGAACAGGAAGUGGGUGCCGGGCUUUGGAGCUGUACUAUUGACACUUUUGGGUCACAUGACGUCAGCGCUGGAAGUGCCUCUUGAUCCUAAAGUACUGGAAGGAUUGCCCCAACCCCCCACGAUCACGCUACAGUCCCCGAAGGAUUACAUCUUUGAUCCGCGGGAGAACAUUGUCAUCCACUGUGAGGCGAAGGGGAAGCCUCAUCCCAGCUUUUCCUGGACGAGAAAUGGGACCCACUUCGACGUAGAGAAAGACUCCAAAGUUCUGAUGAAGCCCGGCUCAGGGACUCUGGUUAUUGACAUCAGCGGGGAAAAGGCCGAGGCCUACGAGGGGACGUACCAGUGUACGGCUCACAACGAGCACGGCACUGCCGUAUCCAACAGCAUUGUCAUCAGGCAGUCCAGGUCCCCCUUGUGGUCGAAAGAGAGAAAUGAGGCUAUCGUCGUGCAGACGGGGGUCUCCCUGGUGCUGCAGUGCCGACCCCCUGCAGGGCUGCCCCCUCCUGUCAUCUUCUGGAUGGAUAACAACUUCCAGAGGCUACCGCUGGAUAAACGCGUGUCCCAAGCUCUGAAUGGAGACUUGUACUUUUCCAACGUUCUCCCAGAGGACACCAGGAGCGACUACAUCUGCUACGCUCGCUUCCCUCACACACAAACCAUCCAGCAGAAGCAACCCAUCUCAGUCACCGUGCUGGACAUGGAAACAAUGAAUGAGACUGUGGCUGCUUUGUACAAUUUCACUGAUUUCUUUAUUGACAGCCCAGAGGGGGAGCGUCGCCCCGGUUUCAUGUUGCCUCUGGGCACCACCAGCACCAAGAUGGUUCUGAAAGGGGAGACUCUGGAGCUCGAAUGCAUCGCCGAGGGCCUGCCCACUCCAGAGAUCUCCUGGCAGAAGGAUGGAGGAGAGCUGCCAGGCAGCAGGACGUCCUUUUUUAACUUCAAGAAAACACUCAAGGUUUCUGAGGUGAAUGAAGCUGAUGGUGGGGACUACCGCUGUACAGCCACAAACAACCUGGGCACUAUACACCACAUCAUCAAGGUCACUGUCAAAGCGGCUCCUUUCUGGGUCAGCGCUCCCAGGAACCUGAUCCUCGCCCCCAAUGAGACUGGCAUCCUGACUUGUCGAGUCAGCGGAGAGCCCAAACCCAAGAUUAGCUGGUUUGUCAAUGGAGUCCCCAUAGAGAACGCCCCCGAGGACCACAGUCGAAAGGUGGAGGAUGACACUGUAAUUCUUAGCAAUGUCCAAUCAGGGUCCAGUGCCGUCUACCAGUGUAACGCAUCCAAUGAAUUUGGCUACCUGAUGGCAAACGCUUUUGUCAACGUUCUAGCUGAGCCACCAAGGGUGCUCACUCCGCCCAACCGAGUGUACCAGGUCAUCACUAACAACCCUGCGUUACUUCACUGCGCCUCCUUUGGCUCACCGAUACCAACCAUCACAUGGUUCAAAGACAGUCAGACCAGCAUCAAGAAUGGUGACCCUUAUGUGAUCCAUGAGAAUGGCACGUUGGAGAUCCAUGUGGCCCAGCCGCUUAACAGUGGGAAGUACACCUGCAUUGCCACUAACAACCUGGGGAUCAAGGAGAACCAUGUCUACCUGGAGGUUAAAGAGCCGACCCGUAUCCUGAGGCAGCCAGAGUACAAGGUGGUGCAGAAAGGAAUGAGUGCUGUUUUCGAAUGUAAAGUCAAACACGACCCGUCCCUUGUUCCGGUCAUGACCUGGCUCAAAGACAGCGGAGAGCUGCCUGAUGACGAGAGGUUUGUUGUGGACACGGACUUGGACAGUCUGACCAUCAAAGACGUGAGAGCUGGAGAUGAGGGGACCUACACCUGCAUCAUGAACACCACCCUGGACAGGGACUCAGCCAGUGCCAUGCUGACUGUCGUAGAGGCUACUCCCACUCCAGCUAUUGUCUACGAGAAACCUGACCCUCCGACUGACCUGGAACUGACAGACCAGACAGACAGGAGUGUUCAGCUCACCUGGAUCCCUGGAGAUGAAAACAACAGUCCCACACAAAAGUUUUUGAUUCAAUACGAGGAUCUGCUCCACCAGCCCGGAGUUUGGGUCAACCUGACGGAUGUUGCCGGUACCAGCACCACAGCGCAGUUAAGCCUCUCUCCGUACGUCUACUACUCCUUCCGAGUCCUGGCUCUGAACGACGUUGGCUACAGUGAGCCGAGCCAGCCCUCAAGCCAAUACAGGACCAACCCUGCAGCUCCUGAUGAAAAUCCAUCGGAUGUUAAGGGGGAAGGAACAAUGCCUGGCAAUUUAGUCAUCUCUUGGACACCGCUGACAGGAUUUCAGGCAAACGGGCCCGGUCUGGAGUACAAAGUGCAGUGGAGACAGAAGGACGUGGAUGGGGACUGGUCCGCGAAGACUGUGGCCAAUGUCUCCCAAUUUGUUGUGUCUGGAACUCCGACCUACAUACCCUAUGAGAUCAAGGUUCAAGCUUUGAACGAUUAUGGCAAUGCGCCAGAGCCUGACGUAACGGUUGGAUACUCUGGAGAAGACUUGCCUCUGGCUGCACCUGACAGUGUGCAGAUCAUGGUUCACAACAGCACACUAGCGGAGGUACACUGGGAGCCUGUUGCUUUCCCCUCAGUCAGAGGAAGACUGCAGGGAUACAAGGUUUACUACCGGCGUGAGCGCGGCUUGCACGAGACAGAGGAGGACACGGACCAGCAGGAGCAGGUUUUGACGUUCAGUGGGAAUCGUAGUGAGGGACGUCUGCCAGGGCUCCAACCUUACAGCGUAUACAACCUCACCAUCAGGGUCCUCAACAGCAAAGGAGAAGGGCCUCCUAGCCACAGCAAGAAGUUUGAGACACCUGAAGGAGUCCCAGGGCCUCCUUCUUUCCUGAACGUCAUGAAACCUAGUAUGGACUCUCUCACUCUGGAAUGGGGUCCACCAGCGAGCAACAAUGGACGCCUUGCUGGAUACACACUAAAAUAUCAGCCAGUCAACAACACCAGUGAACUGGGACCGGUCAAGGUCAUGAACCUCCUGGCCAAUGAGACCACCGUCACCCUGGGCAACCUGAACUCCAGCAUGCUCUACAAGUUUUACUUAAGUGCAAAGACAAUCAAGGGCUCUGGCCCUGUCAUCACAGAGGAGGCCUUCACAGUCAUGGACACAAUUCGUACUCAGCCCACUGUAGGGCCGGGCAAAGGCCCUACAGAACCCCCUCACCCAACCUCCCCCAUCACUCAGUCUCCGCAUCCCCCGAUUCACAAGGCGCCACCUGUAGGCCCUGCGUUUGGCACAGUUAACACGUCUGUAUCGGAGGACGGUGCAGUGAUCAGUUGGGAUUACUUUGGACACCAUAGGAAUGUAUAUGUGGAGUAUAUUGUAGAAAACAGUAAAGAGGACUGGAAAAAGGAGUUGGUAAACGGUUCACACUGGCAUAUGAUAAAAGGUUUAAAGCCGGGGACGUCCUAUAAAGUCCGUGUGGUAGCUAGAGACCCGGCUGACCCGACGGUCCACAGCACAGACGAAGUGUUGAUUGCGGUGCCAGCUGUCCCCAGCCGGCAGGUAGACAUCGCCACCCAGGGCUGGUUUAUCGGACUGAUGUGCGCCAUCGCUCUCCUCAUCUUGGUCCUCCUCAUAGUGUGCUUCAUCAAGAGGAACAAGGGGGGCAAAUAUCCAGUGAAAGAGAAAGAAGAUGCUCACCAAGACCCAGAGAUCCAGCCUAUGAAGGAGGAUGAUGGGACAUUUGGAGAGUACAGUGACACAGAGGACCACAAGCCGCUGAAGGGCAGCAGGACGCCGUCCAACGGGACGGUGCGCCGUGACGAGAGUGACGACAGCCUGGUGGACUACGGGGAGGGCGGGGAUGGACAGUUCAACGAGGACGGCUCCUUCAUCGGCCAGUACAGCGGCAAGAAAGAGAAAGACACACACGAAGGCAACGAGAGUUCGGAGGCCCCGUCGCCUGUCAACGCCAUGAACUCGUUUGUCUAACGAAGGGGGCACGGCCUGGCUGCGACGGUUGCUACGGCCACUCCAUGUCACCCUGGCAAAUGUGACCAUCUCUGUGUGGUGACAGUUGCUAAGGUGACAGUCGUUGUGGACACCUACUUCUACCAUGGUGGCUGUCACUCCGGUGGCCCCCUCGCCACGGCUACUUGUCACCAAGACUGCUGACACACCCUCAUCUCCCACACCCGCCAACCCCUGUCACACUGUGACCUCCUCUGAUCUACACACACUCAACAUGGCCAAGACACCACAUCCCCCCCAUAACCACUGAAAGAAGGUGUGAAACGAGGGAUGUGAGGACUCUGAGAAGAGGGAAGGAGAGAGGAAGCAAUAUAGAAAAGCAGAAGGAAUGUACCAGAGAGUUUUACCACUCAGACUGAGCAGAAGUGUGUGUGUUAGUGCCAUUUGAUCUCCUUCGCUAAACAUGAUGUAUCCAAAUAUAUAUUUUAUCAGAGUACAGUACAUGACCCGCAGGCAGGCAAAUAUGCAUUGAGUCACGUUCAUAAACAUCUGCAUGGAGUAAAUCAUGAUUCUAGUGAGCAUUUUACCACCUUCGUGUUGCAGAGGUGAGCUGUGUGUUGAGACUGUGUUUGGUGCACGCCUACUAGCGACUGGAUAUUCCUUUUAUUGUUUUUUUUUUUUUUUUCUUCAGUCAAAGUGUUAAAUGGCGUAUGAUAUAUAGAGAAAAAACUGGCGGCAGGUCUUUGUGGACACUGCCGCGAAAAGUGUGACUCAAAGUAGAAGCUAGCAUAUGUCUUUUUGAGACAGAUGAACUGUUUGUACAUAUGUAAUAGAAUAAGAAGAAAGAUAUAUUUCAAGGUCGGGGUUGUCAAUGUGUAGUCAUUGGAAACCUGGCUAGAAACACUUCGGACUCAGCGUUCAGUCACCAGCCGGCCAGAACUCCCACAUUUACUCCAAUCCAAUUCUACCCUCAUGUUUUCUCAAACUUGUUCUUUGCACGCUUUUUUCCCUUUGCUUCUCUCUCCCGAUCUGUUCCUAAACACAGAGCCUUUGCUUCCCUCUCCCGAUCUGUUCCUAAACACCGAGCCUUUGCUUCCCUCUCCCGAUCUGUUCCUAAACACCGAGCCUUUGCUUCUCGCUACUGAGCACUAACUGAACAGCUGAGGUUGAUCCACUGUCACUGUCAUGUGCUUCCACCCCAGCGUCGUGGCCACUGUGCACGCCUUUCUUCAAGGCGAUCUUGGUGUUGUCAGAACCACCCGCUGCCCCAGCAUUGUCUCCAUUAGCAUUUCCACUCAUGUACUGGCAGAAAGAAAGGUUACACACAAUAAAUACACCUGAGCAGGGUUCAGUGAUACUCGCUUUAAUUUCUGGAUGACUCGAUUUUGAUGAUCAAGAACCUCUCAGCACGGUUUCUAGUGCCUUCGUAGAGAACAGUGACAUAGAUCCAUGGAGUUGCAUCCCUCCGCAUACACAGGACAGACCUGGGAUCAGUGCAGUUCCUAAGAGUCCAUGACCAUACUUUGCAUACAGACUACCACCUCAUAUUGCUCAAAAAACAAAAAAAAAUCUUGGAAAAAUAAUCGCUGUUUCAGAAUUUGCUCCAAAGGGCAAGUUAAAACUAAGGCCUCUUUUUUGGAGCUGUUUAGUCACCAAGUCUGUAAAACAGUUUUUUAAACAUCCACGUGGGCUCAUUAAAGGUAUACUCUGCAGGAAUUGGUGGCUGUUGUUCGUGAACAGUAUCGCCAGCCCCAGUUUUUUCCAUCUGGCAUUUUGCUUCGUUAUAUUUGCGCUUUGUUAGUUUGUCCGCAAUUUCUUCAGCUUCCUCUCUGAUGCAUGCUGCUUACAGUCUGGCACCUGGGGCCUCAUUACAGAAACUUCCCAAGUCUGAAAUCCUGUCUUAUCUCAGUUUAGGGUGACAUUAAGGUUUUUUGGUGUGACAGAAACAUGUUUCCAAACUGCAUUUAGGAAAAUAUGUUACAUUAGCUUUGGAUGUGAAGUUGGCUAUUUAGGACCGUCCUAGCUUAGAGAUUUCGGAAGUUAGGAUGGGACAGACUCUGUCCUUCAAAAUACCUGCUAAUAAUGGUGGCAGCACUGUUAGAUUUGUUUGGCACUGAGUGCCUUUACAUGGACAGAUUAAUUCCCUUUUCAUUCGGAAUGAAAGUUCAUUCCUAAUAAAAGUGAUCUUGUAAACACCUAAUUCGGAAUGAAAAUGGACAAUGCGAUUGAAAAUUCAUUCCGAUGUAAGGGGCUGGAAUAUUCCGUUUCUCAUUCCGAAUGAAAGAAUUUCUCGUACUUGUAUACACUCAGUCCUCUUUAAGUUCAUUCCGGUCUUUCUGUGCAUGCUCGUUUCCUUGCCCUUCUGGCGUGAUGACGUAUAUAGCGCACACGGGACUCGUUGCACUAACUGGUUUCCGUUCACCAAAGCACGGUCUUCUAUCUCCCUUCCUCGACCUUCUACCUCCCUUCUCCUCCUCAACAGACGAAGCAUUAGCAGAACAAGGUUGUUGUCGUACUGCUGCUUCAAGAAUAUAAGCAAAACAAGCCCGAAAAAGGCACUAAGAAAGGCGUCGUCAAGCAUCUUGUUAUCCGGAACGAGGACUACAGUGUUUUCUUCCGGUAAACGUAAACAUGUAACAUCUGCCCUGCCCCCUAUCCAAUCAGAAACCUUCCCUCCCCACCUUCCCCAAACCUUGCGCGGACCGAAUAAAGGCGAUUAAACUGACACUGAAGAUAGGAAACAACAUGAACUCCAAAAUAUGAUUGAAAGUCUAAUCAAACUGUCACUUUAAAUUUCAAUAAAUAACUCAAAUUAAUAAUAAAAGGUGUGGUUUCCCCUCCAACUCCUCGUAGCCAAUAUUGAAUGCCCGUCUCUUUUUGUCCGUGAUAGCAAGCUAGCUAGCCAGUGAAAAGUGAGAGCCAUUGAAAUUUUUGAAAUUUUCUUUAAUCAACAAUAUUUUUAUUCAGUUCACAACAGGUAUCAAAUUAAAGCAUAUAUAUGACGGGAACAAAACAUGAAAUCCAAUCACAAUCCUCAUUCCACAAACCCCUAGUAACAGCCGGAAUAUCGUCAAUAGGACGGUCCUCCAUCUCCUGAAUAGUACGAAAAAUGACAGAUGAGGUGAUAGUCAGGCUCAAUAUGAAAAGAGGCAUGGAGAGAUGCCUCUGUAAAAGGCAGGUUCAGAAUGAUGGGGUACUUUAUUAGAGUAUACACAAAGAGAUGAUGAAUGAACCAGAUUGACGAUAGAGUCCUAUACACUGUCCGACAGUGAAGUGUUAAAAUCUUGUUCUAUAGUACUUUAAUCAAAGAUACAGGCAGGACAGGACAAGUGCCAACUGACAAUUGAGUUACAGUUAUAGUUAGGAUUAAAGAAGUUAAGAUAGGAGGUCUGAAAUAGGAUCGGACACAGCCAUGAGUUUAGGAUUAGCUUCUGUAAUAGGAAGAUAGGAUUUCUCUUAUCUUUGAAACGAUAGAAAGAUAGGACAAGCAGUUGAAUAUUUUUUCUCUAAUGAGGCUCCUGGUUUCUAAAAAGUCCCGACCUCACCUGACAACACAUUCUCACUCCGACCUCGUCACACAUUGACGUUUGGUCAUGGACUUUCCACGUCCCGAUACGACGUGCAAGGUGUCACAGGUGCGUUGGUUGUUGACGUUCUGGGACAGUGUCUCAAGUUCUGCCUGUUACAUGAUUUGUCUUCUUUCAAAAUACACUUCUGUUUUCACAGGAAAUUUAACGUUCUUUCAAAUAAACUACGUUGGUACAAAACCGCAAAUUGACGGGUUUUUUUCCCUUCAACAACAAAUGCACGUGGUUGGGUUUAGGAAUAAAAAGGUCGGCCGAACACCGUUCUCUCGAGUGACAGUCGGGGUUUGUUGGACUCAUCCACCAAACCUCCCACCCACCCCACUCGGACUUUCCCUGCCUUAUUUUUGUUCUUGUCCCGCAACGUUUCCUCUGACGCCACUGGGCAGCAUUAAACUAUACUGACAACCGGCUGUGUUUCAUGCCGACGUAAAAUGAUGGCUUUUUUUCAUCUGUGUUUGACACCGCAAGUCACUGCCCAAGCGCCGGAUUUUGACGACUUCGGAGUGAGACCAGAUCGCCUGAGCACUGUGGGGGUGCACGCUCAGGAACGUCUUGACCACAGCAAAGAAUAAAAGGAAAUACAGGCUGAGGGCAGAGUCAGCGCAGAUACACCACUUCACGCGUCAUAAGUGAUGAUUGAGAGGGAUUAUGUUUUGUUUGAAUCUUUACAUUUUUUUAAGGAGAACCCUGCAUAGUAUACCUUUAACUUAACACAGCCUCUUUGAGUCUCACUUUGGGUUCCAGGUUCCUACACAGAACUCACGGUUGUACACGGUUGCAAGGAAUAAUUUUCAGCUGUAGAUUGUUAUGGCCUUGUUGACAAUCAUACACCCAUCAUCAUCAUCAGCACAUGAUAUACAAACACACCACCAAAUCAUCAUCAAGCUAUGAAUAAAAGGCAAAUGUGUGGAAUAUUAAAAUGUGUAGGAAACCUGAGGUCAGAGCACGGACGCUUCACGAGAUGUCUUCAUGUAUUCAUUUCCAACAUUCUCCUCCUAACACGUUCAUCUUUAGGAGGAGCCGCUGCUCCAGCAGCACUAAACUACUGCCAACCUACUCACCAGGUAACUGCCAACGGGAACCAGACUCACCAUCUGGUACGGACUACUGUUAGAGCGGGACUUCCUGUCACUGGUAGCACUUAGAAAUGAAGGCGUUGGAUGAAUUACGUAAUGAUGCUGAAUGUGGAAACAAGUGUAUCUGUUUAUGUGAAUGAAAAAUAUUGCUUGUUUCACUGCAAACGGUAAAAACACUGGUGACUUUGGUUUAUGCAUUUAACCUUAUAUCUGUGUAUGUUGUCACGUUCUGAGCGCCGCACUCAGUGAGUUUUCUAUUACUGUAAAUGAAUGAAGCUUGUGUGUGAAUGUUUGGGUGCACGAGUGUGUGCGUGUGUGUGUGUGUGCAGCACAUGCAUGCUACUGUGUUACAGCGUGCGUGAUGUAUAAAAUUGCUUUUCCAUGGAUAACAGUCGAUAAUUCUGAUGUGCGUCUACUCUCGACAGGAGAUACAAGACCUUUUUUUUUUUUCAGAGAACAUUUCCACGCCUUAGGUUUAUCAUAACUUGCAUCAAGUUUUUAGGUUGCGAUGUGUCAGCUUUCCACGUGUAGAUAUUUUUGUUGUAUUUUGUAAAUAAUGGCUUGACUUGAGAGCAGACGUGUUGAGGUCACAGAGGUGAGAGCUCGGCCUCAGUGAGCCCCCCCCUCCCGCUGCAUUAUGGGUGGGAGGGUGUUGUGUGAGAUGAGACUAUUUACAGUUUUCACUCUUUCAUUUGCUGUGAAAUUUUAUUUCUUUCAUAUUUUUUUUUGAACUUGUCAGGUGAAUUUGCUAGCUCAAAUGUUUAGCCUAUCAGGUAUCAAAGGAGAUUAUUUAACUUGUGACUGAGCUCUUGUGACACCUGUUUUGUUUCUGUCUCCAACAGUUCAUGCACCUUUUCUGUAUUUUUUAUAAAAAAAAAAAGGCACUUGCUUAACAAGGAUGUGUCAUUUCAAACACAUCCGCGCAUCCAGUUUAUGUCAACAUCUGGUACCUGAACGCAGCAUGUUGCCCCAAACUAGACAUCAGAUGAAUCUGACACAUCCUUUUUAAGAGUGUGCGCCUAAAACAAACAAAACAAAGCUAUAAUUUGGAGCAUACUGAAGGAUGGCUGGCAUGGACGGAUAAACAGACUGGCGUGAAAACCCUGGACACAAUGUUCUAGUGACUGGUGAACAUACAGUAGGAUAUAACGUAUAUGAUAUGAUAUAAUAUGACAUUCUGGUUAAUGUUGAAGCGACAUGAGAAGCAUGAAAGGCUGUCGAAAUGGUUUACUCUACAAUAUAAUAUUGCAAAAUAUUUUGUAUUUUAAAUGAAGUUUAAAAAAACGAAAUAAAUGUUGG
This is a messenger RNA of Epinephelus moara (kelp grouper), 10206 nucleotides long. RefSeq names its product neuronal cell adhesion molecule a (gene nrcama). The transcript is spliced from 33 exons. NCBI's taxonomy places the organism in Eukaryota, Metazoa, Chordata, Actinopteri, Perciformes, Serranidae. Bases 297 to 4265 code for a protein of 1322 amino acids. Gene Ontology annotation, biological process: brain development; cell-cell adhesion; axon guidance. The record is from RefSeq and is a predicted model, not a curated record. Gene Ontology annotation, cellular component: plasma membrane; axon. Gene Ontology annotation, molecular function: cell-cell adhesion mediator activity.